Aspergillus pseudotamarii is the source of this 3751-nucleotide messenger RNA. Its product is annotated as glutamine amidotransferase subunit DUG2. Gene Ontology annotation, molecular function: peptidase activity; protein binding. The record is from RefSeq and is a predicted model, not a curated record. Gene Ontology annotation, biological process: glutathione catabolic process; proteolysis. The transcript is spliced from 6 exons. The coding region runs from base 360 to 3305 and encodes 981 amino acids. NCBI's taxonomy places the organism in Eukaryota, Fungi, Ascomycota, Eurotiomycetes, Eurotiales, Aspergillaceae.
UAAGUUGUUGCUUGACGGUGUUGUUGUUCCCUGGUGCACCGCCACACUUCUGCGCAUUUGCCAUACAUCACCGCCAUUGAAAUCACGACAUUUGCUCCAGUCCCAAGACCUUACCAUUUUGGGACAAUUGACUCAACUUCCUUUCUGCUUUCCCAUGCAAUAAUCUUUUCCACUUUGAUGUACUAAAAAUCUGCAAAUUUUGUAUAUCCGUUUCUCUCUUUGCCGUAUAUCCUCCAAUAGUACUGGCUUAUACAAAGGAAGAGUGGUUGCAAGAGUGUCACGUGGAACCACUCCGUUGAUCAGUUGAUAUCCGAAUAGAAUACAUUGGCUGAGACUUCUUCGGCCAUUGCGUGUCAGCGAUGGACCACACAGUACUACAUGAAUCGGAUAGCACGUCCGAAAUUGAUGAACAGACCAAGACCUGGGAAUCUGAUCCGCGUUCUUUAACUACGCACCUCACCGACGAUGAAACGAAUAACCCCAAUGCGAUGAUUGAAUGUGGCAUCGGCCACCGUGUUCAGGCCAGUCGGUCUGUCCUAGCACUAGUCUUAGACGAUGACUGCGUGUUUGCUGGUCUCCAGGGUGGAGACAUUGUAGCAUGGUCCCUCCAGACAUACGAGCUCGUGCUUUCUGUGCAUGCUCACCAGGAAAGCGUUCUAGAUCUUCAUCUCUCCGAGGACAAAGAGUUGCUUUUCUCUAGCGGCGGAGAUUCAGUCGUCAAUGUGUGGUCGACGAGGACCUUUGAUCGCUUAUACUCGAUUCACUCCCACCAUGAUGUAGGUGAUAUUUUCGCAGUUGCCUACUCGCCAAGCUUGAAGACUAUCUACUGCGCUGGCCAGAACACCAGUAUCCAGUGGUGUGAUAUCUCACAAGCUGAUGCGGCUGCCACACAAUUGUCAGCGGCUCACCUUUCGAGAAGGACCCAUAGGUUUUUUGAUUCUCGGGGCCCUGAUGGCACUCGUGCCCCGAGGCCGGACGCGGGAGCGGACGGAAGCCAUUCGGUCACCCAGGGUGGUCAAGUUCUCACCUUUAAGCGUGAUCACCACAGGAUAUUUUCCCACCAUGGUUAUGUAUACACGAUGCUCCUCGUGCGAGGGCUGGUUGAGUCGGCACCUUCUGAGGAAGUACUUAUCACCGGUGCUGGAGAUGGCGUUGUCAAACUUUGGCGUCUGGAUCAAGACAAAUCCAACGCGGCGCCAUCCCAAAUGGCAAAGCUGCAAAAUGGUGACCCAGUACUCUCUAUCGCGGUCGACGGGUCAUUUCUGUACUGUGGCCUCGCAGGUGGCGCAUUAAACAUCUGGAACCUAGAUUCUCAUCAGCUCGUUAAACGCAUCACUAGACACACCGGCGAUCUGUGGGCGGUUGAUAUUAUCCAUGGAGUGGCCGUGUGUGGUGACUCAAAUGGUAUCGUUAAGAAAUUUAACUCUCGAUUUGAGGAGGUUGGCAGCUGGACCGCUCAUGAGGGAACAAUGCUCGCGUCGGCCGCUGGUCGGCACAAAGACCGAUUUAUUUAUGCUUCAGGAGGAAACGACAACACUGUUGGUAUCUGGGAUCUGACAGACGUGUCCCUAAAGCAGAAUGAAUUACCUCCAAUCAACAACGAUGAAAUGGUUAACUGCCUUGCCAAGUUUGUCGCUUUCAAGACUGUUUCAGCUAGCCCCAAAUUUGCGGGUGAAUGCAAUCAAGGUGCAGCGUUUCUACGAAGACACUGCAUUUACCUGAGAGCCAAGACGAAACUUCUCACCACCGGAAAAGACACGAACCCGAUUGUCUACGCACGGUUCAAUGCAACUUCCUCGGAGAAGAUUGACAAAACUAUUUUGUUCUACGGCCACUACGAUGUCGUCGGGGCCGAUGCCAACCUUACCAAGUGGAAAACAGAUCCCUACCAGCUUACUUCGAUGGAUGGUUUCCUAUACGGCCGCGGUGUAUCCGACAACAAGGGCCCCAUCUUGGCUGCUUUAUACGCGGCUGCAGAUCUUGCACGCCAAAAGGCGCUCCGAUGCAAUAUUGCUUUCCUCAUCGAAGGUGAGGAAGAAUCGGGCUCCCAGGGCUUCCAUGAAACUGUUCGACGACACAAGGAGCAGAUUGGUUCGGUGGACUACAUCCUACUUGCCAACAGUUACUGGCUGGAUGACUACAACCCAUGUUUGACCUAUGGACAACGUGGUGUCGUCCAUGCAAACCUAAUUGUAACCAGCGACCACCCCGACCUUCAUAGCGGUAUUGAUGGAAGCGCAUUGUUGGAUGAACCGCUGAAGGACCUUACCUUGCUGAUCGGCACUCUGGUGGGACCUAAAGGCCGCAUUAAUCUCCCCGACUUCCGGGACCGCGUCUUGCCUCUCCCCGAGGCCGAGAAGCAGCGAUAUGCGGAGAUCGCGCAGAUUCUUCUGCAGCAACACCCCGAGAUUACCGACCGCGAUGCCUUGAUUGACUCACUUAUGCAUCGGUGGAGGGAGCCAGCCCUUACCAUCCACUCCAUCGAGGUGCCGGGCAAUAGCAAGAGCACGACAACAACCAUCUCACGCCGGGCGAAAGCCAGUGUAUCUAUCCGUUUAGUGCCCAACCAGGAAGCAGACGAUGUUGCAGCAAGUUUGACCAUGUAUGCACAGGAGCAAUUUGAUCUCCUAGAAUCGCAAAACGACCUGACGGUUGAGAUCACGGGUAAGUCCGAUCCCUGGUUAGGUGAUCCGGACAACGAGAUGUUCGAGACUCUUGCGGAGGCUAUCACAGCAGCCUGGACGCCAGACACGCAGGACCAGAAACAUCAAUAUCCCCCAGUUCAGCGAAACCAACAAGACCGAACGGUCAGCAAGCUGUCCAAGCAGCCAGGUCCUCGACUUACUCGGAAAGAUUCUUCGGAUAGUCUUGCUUCCCAUAUUGAUCGUAUUAUCAUGUCAUCGACCACAUCUUCAGCAAGGAAGGCAGAGACGCGCCAACGCAGCUCUCUCAGCGUGGGUGUACCCACAUCAUCGACACUGACUAGCAAAUCCAGCCCCGCAGUUGUGUCGGGUGGUUCCACCAGAGAAACAUCUCCAGCGCCUCAGGGAGAAACGCCUCCCCCUCCCGAACCGGUACCCGGGCCGUCUGGCGUCCGUCCUAUAUAUAUCCGUGAGGGAGGAUCUAUUCCGACAAUCCGUUUCCUAGAGAAGGAAUUCUCGGCGCCGGCAGCCAAUCUUCCCUGCGGGCAGGCGAGUGAUAAUGCGCACUUGUACAAUGAGAGACUGCGCGUGCAGAACUUGUACAAGAGCCGGGAGAUCUUCAGCUAUGUGUUUUCGCGCCUACCGGAGAGGGAACGGAAGUGAUCCACGAAGAGGUGUUUUGGGUGGGAUAAGCAGAGUUAGAGCAUAAUACUUAAUGGAGCCAAAGUCGACGUCACUUUUAGCUGCAAAUUGGCGAAACGAUCUUGUAUUCCUCAAUUUCUUUUCAACAUUGGUGAGGGUAUAAUUAAAUUGAAUGUUCAUUUGAUAAGGACGGAAAAUAGCCCUCGGAUCUUUUUGUAGGAUUGACUAGAAAGAAAACCAUCCUCAAUGAAGCGCCCUGCAGUUUAUUAUGAAGAGUAGAAGUGAGUAGACUACUAGAGGAUAUCACACGAACGUUCCACCACAAUUUAUUGACUCAGAGCCAGAUAACUUCAUUGCCAAAAAACGUUAGACAUCAUCUUUACGUUAUUCUUCUUUUCUUUCACAUUGGAUAUCAACCCAGAGUAGAGCUACUUUUACAUCAGUCUAUGCCAUAAUCUUUUCCAGAA